This is a messenger RNA of Lichtheimia ornata, 414 nucleotides long. RefSeq lists its product as uncharacterized. Lineage: Eukaryota; Fungi; Mucoromycota; Mucoromycetes; Mucorales; Lichtheimiaceae. The transcript has a single exon. The record is from RefSeq and is a predicted model, not a curated record. Bases 1 to 414 code for a protein of 137 amino acids.
AUGACAAAGGCUAAGCAACAAUCACCAAAAAGCAUCUUGAACAAAGUUCAAAAGAAGUCCUUGAAAAGGACACCAUCAGCACAGGAAAUGAGAGCGGCGACCAAACGACUCCGCUCGUUGAGCUCAACAAUUGCUGCAAUGCAGGAGACGGUGGCGAUGAAGGAAGAACGGGAUCUUGUGUCGGCGAUGCAGCAUUUGAGGAUCAGUUCCCCUUGCAGCUCCCCACCAGUGGCAAGGCAAGUUGAUGAAGAUGCGAGUGAGCAGUGUGAGCAAGCUGCCACUGGUGGCGGAAAAACAAGUGAGGAGUGUGAAAGCACUUCUUUCAAGACUGUGCCUUUGUCGAUGAUCAUGGAGCGUUUUGUGGAGUGUCGUGUGGAUUACGUAGUGCACCAACUAGAUUACGUACUUGAAUAA